Messenger RNA from Linderina pennispora, 812 nucleotides. RefSeq lists its product as uncharacterized. NCBI's taxonomy places the organism in Eukaryota, Fungi, Kickxellomycota, Kickxellomycetes, Kickxellales, Kickxellaceae. The coding region runs from base 276 to 719 and encodes 147 amino acids. The transcript has a single exon. The record is from RefSeq and is a predicted model, not a curated record.
GUAUCUGCCCAUCCGAUUUUACGCAUAACGCGCCGCAUCCAUCACCAAAUAAUCGCCUGCCACAGCGCAUCCACAAUCCGCGACUCGUUUAAUUCGACAUACCUGAUGUUGAGAAUUUGACAGAAGAGAGGGCGACCAUAGUGCACCCGGGCCGCCAGUUUGAGAAAAGCGGGCAGCAGCAUGCCCAAGCGGAAACGGCUAAGCAGAGGCAGAUCAUGAUCCAGUAAUCUAAUACAGUCGAUCAUAUUGUGAUCAACCGGAGUGUAUGUGCAUUGAUGGUGCAUAUAUUGGCAGCCAGUUGGUUUUGUUGUGGUGUUCUCAUUAUUGCAAGGUGGGAUGUGUGCAGAAACCAGCUCAGGUUAAUUUCGAGUGCAGCUGGCGCCCAUUGUGUUGCAAGCCUGUUUUCCGCUGUGUGUUUCAGCCAGAACAAAGCAGGCUGGCAUGUCCGUGUGCUCAUUUCUCGGCACUUGGGCGCCAUGCCUUUGCUGCUGUCAUUCUCGGCACUGGCGGCGCUUUGUUCAGCGCGUUGGAUAAUUGCGUCAGAUCCUCUGCGAGCAUUCUGGAAGGUGAGGGCAGGGUUGCUCAGUGCCAGGCUGUUCUCAGUGACUGCCAGCAUGUGUGGGCAGGCGUGUGAGCUUUGCCAUGGAUGGUGGGGUACCUGGGACUUGUGCCGGAUUGUCCCCCGAGGUUGCGCUCCCGCUGCCUGUGCUUGCACCUGAAGCAGCAGCAGUCAGCGGUCAGCAGCCCCAGCCAGAGUUCAUGGUACCGUUGCAGGUAUUGUCUUGUUGUUUCUUCCUGUUGCAAGGCUGCUG